Molecule: messenger RNA, 849 nt
Organism: Rattus norvegicus (Norway rat)
Lineage: Eukaryota; Metazoa; Chordata; Mammalia; Rodentia; Muridae
Source: RefSeq, a predicted model, not a curated record
CUAGUUUCUCUCAGUCUGAGUCUGGCGGUUACAAGCUAAGACAUGUUUUCCCGUCUUCGCAAGCAUUUUGGGAGGGGGAACGUCGAUUCUGGAGAGACUAGAGUGAAGGAGUCUGGCCUUUCGUCUCAAAGUAAUGAUGGACAAAGACAGCACUUCUGGGGAAUGUGGAACGCUGGGAGAGAAACAUCUUCCCCUGAAACUGCCCUAAGCAAGGAGCAGGCCAAGAAGGAAAAGGAGAGGCUGAUUAAAGAGCUGCAGCUCAUUACCAAGGAGAGAAAUGACCUGAGAGAUCGCCUGAGGUUUCUGACAGAGAGAUCCAAGAACAACUGGCCACACUUCAGGCCACAUCCAUAUUAUGAAGACCUGGAGAGAAUGGAGAAGGGGGUCAUGUCAAUUCUGCACAACUUAGAGAUGGAGAACACUGAGAUCCAUGAGAACAGCCAUAAGCUGAAGAAGGAGAUGACCUUCUCCAGAAACCUGCUCAGCCAGCUCCUGAUGGAGAACACAUGUAGGAAGAAGUUGGUCCCACUGAAGCAGGAGAGCAAGGAGGUACAUCUUGAGUGUGCACUGAACCAGAAAUAUUUGCUUGACUUCAAGAAGAAAGAUAAAGACCAGCAACGUCCAGACCCAGCAUCAUCUGGUCUCAGAAAGUGCAAGAGAGCUGGAAUUGGACACACAGCAGUAAGAGAGCUUCCUGAAGAAUAAGUUGCUUUCUCAGGAGUCCCUGAUGACAAACAUCCUGAAUGAAAACUCCACUUGAGAGACAGCUUGGGGGACCGCCUUUCAUCAUGUGUGCUAGAGGAGAAACAGCAAUACAUCUGUGCUCUACAUGUUCGUGAAGAAUAUGCU